UAUCCAGAGAUUGCAUAUGCAAUGCAACAUUUGAACAUUGCAAGUACAUAGUGCUAGAGAAGAUGGAGACACUUACAAUAAGAUGGUUAUGGGCUUUGUUUUUUCUAGCAAUGGUGGUUGUUGAGCUGAAAGCUGAUCAAGUUAAAAACGGAACUGCUCAAGUUAACGCCACUUCCUUAAAUCUUCCUAAUAACCUUCCUCUAGAUAGCAGUGCACAAGGAAGUCAUAACACAACUGAAGUUGUGGUUAACAACGAGAAAAGAUAUAGUGGGUAUUACAGAGGAGGUGGAGGUGGGGGCGGAGGAGGUGGAAGUGGAUGGGGAUGGGGAGGAGGAGGCGGCGGGUGGUAUAAAUGGGGAUGUGGUGGUCGGAAAGGAAAGGGAAGAGGCAUUAACAAUAGGCGAGUGCAUAGGAAGAGAAUUUUUAGCAAUGAAGAUUACAAGUUAGGAGAGUUUGCUCAAUGCAUGGGAAGAGGAAGGUGUAAAGGGAUGAGAUUGGAUUGUCCUCUUCACUGCGGUGGACCUUGCUUUUAUGAUUGCCAACAUAUGUGCAAAGCUCAUUGUCGACGUUCUUAGUUCAUUUUUGCUAAUUAAGUAUUAUUCUCCUUUAACCAUUUUUUUACAUAUAGGCUGAUGAUUUAUUCAAGAGUUCCUUUUCUGAUGUUUGCUGGAUUAGAUGCUGCUUUAGUUUAAUCAGGUGGUGUGUUCAGUGUGCUGAAAUUUUCUUUUGCAUGGUAGCUAGCUACCAUUUUGUGACCUUUUCUUCCUUUUUCUUUCUUUCUUUCUUCUUUUUAGAUGAGACUCAAUGAUUAAUGAUUGCUAUGUGACCUCAAUUGUUUUGCUA
This is a messenger RNA of Jatropha curcas, 843 nucleotides long. RefSeq lists its product as uncharacterized. Lineage: Eukaryota; Viridiplantae; Streptophyta; Magnoliopsida; Malpighiales; Euphorbiaceae. The record is from RefSeq and is a predicted model, not a curated record. Gene Ontology annotation, cellular component: actin filament. Gene Ontology annotation, biological process: actin filament-based movement.